GCAAGCAGUCUCAAAAUACCCACCUACAACAUACAACUGCUUAUAAAUUUGUGAUUGGCUGUUGUAAAACAGAGCAAUAAAGUUGUUGAAAGCAAUCCAAAAUGGCCGCACCCGUGAAAGCAGAUGUCCGAAGAUCUUCUGUAUGUUUUCAGUUUGUUGGAAAGUAAAAUUUUUAAAAAGUAGGUGCGAACACACACAGUGAAAUAUGUCAACACCUGUACGAAAAGUAAAGCAGGUACCUGCCAAAACAUCUUUCAACAGUCCAUACAGUAUUGCAUGGUGCCCUUUGCCAAGUGCGGACAUGCAUUUUAUUCUGCAGCUAUUACAAGACAAAUUUAAACAAAUUGGUCUGCACAAGAGGGAACCUCCAAAACGAAAAAGAAAAUGCCAAACUGCUAAAAAAUCAGAAAGUAGCGACCAAAUGGAGCUUGAGCAAACUCCCCAUGAAGAAAAGAAAGAGAUGCCUGAAAGCAUGCCUCCAGUAACAGAACCAGGAUGGACUGACCUGUCUCUCAGAAAACAGUUGGCUAUAGGAAUCAACGAAGUAACCCGGGCUCUGGAAAAGAACGAACUUUGCCUAGUGUUAGUUUGCAAAUCUGUGAAGCCUGCUCAUAUGACCACUCACUUAAUUCAGCUAAGUGUAUGUCGUGCAGUCCCUGCUUGUCAGGUGCCACGUCUGAGUGAGAAUAUAGCUGCUGUGCUGGGUCUUAAGUGUGCCCUGGCACUGGGCUUCAAAAGAAACUCGGAAAGCUUCACUGAUGAAGUCAAAGCCAUAAUACCAAAAGUCCCUUCACUGCAGGUUUCUUGGAUUCAUCAAGAUAGUAAAAUUGCCACGGAAGAUACAAGUCUUUCCAGAGAAGAAACUGUCACACAAGGAGGGCCGAAGGAAGGGUUUGACGAGCCGCUCAAGAAGCGGAAGCUUGGUGAGGAUUCGCCAGAAGAGGAGCUGAAAAGUGAAGAAGUGAUAACUUUGCAACCCCUUAAAAUAAAAAAGGUGAUUCCUAACCCCCAAAAGAUACGCAAGCCAAAACUGAAAAAGCAGAAGAAAUAGCACACCUAACUAUUCCUAUUUCAUAUGAACAAGCUGAGGUGUCUGGAUUUGUAACUAAAAGUAGUAAAUGGAACACAUCACAAAAUGUGAGCAGAACUGGCCACACAUAAGCCUAAAAUCACCAAUGUAACAUAUUUUAAAUAUUCUUGUGCAGACAAAAAAAAAGAGGGAUGGUGUUACAGGACUAGCAAAAUCAUGCAGUAGUGCCUAAGGUAUUCAUUUUAGUAUUUGUAAUAUGCAUGUUUGUUAACCUAGAAAGGUGGUGAAUGUUGAUCCUUGUAUUUUUUUCCAACCGGUUACUGCAGUAACCUUUAUACAGGAUUAUAUGAUAUUGUGGAAAGAGCAGAUCGCUUUCUGAAGACUACCACUGUAUAAAGUGCUGCAGUAUGUUGCCCAUUGUUUAUUCUUCCACCUUUUCCUGUUUUCUUUGCUCGCAGGUGAUUUGUCUUUACACUGCAUUUUCUUUUGCUAGUCCAUCUCUCUAAACUGUGAUUGUAAUCUUGCAGUUGAUUUAAAUAUGACAGAUUUACCUUUCAAAUCUUCAAGAAAAUUGUACAAGCAUUCCAGUUCAUAAAACAAAACAGGACAGAGCCUCAAAAUAAACAAAACCAAUUUCACACAGGUUUCUGUUCAUUUAUUUCCCUGCUCCAAUUGCAAUCUGUAUCUAGGUUUGGCAGACACAAAGAAAACUACUUUGUUUUUAAUAAAUAUUGUCAUGUUGAACAAUGA
Molecule: messenger RNA, 1780 nt
Organism: Polyodon spathula (Mississippi paddlefish)
Lineage: Eukaryota; Metazoa; Chordata; Actinopteri; Acipenseriformes; Polyodontidae
Product: ribonuclease P protein subunit p38-like
Exons: 2
Coding region: 206-1051 (281 amino acids)
Biological process (GO): tRNA 5'-leader removal
Cellular component (GO): nucleolar ribonuclease P complex; ribonuclease MRP complex; fibrillar center
Molecular function (GO): ribonuclease P activity; ribonuclease P RNA binding
Source: RefSeq, a predicted model, not a curated record